This is a messenger RNA of Marchantia polymorpha subsp. ruderalis, 2979 nucleotides long. NCBI's taxonomy places the organism in Eukaryota, Viridiplantae, Streptophyta, Marchantiopsida, Marchantiales, Marchantiaceae. The record is from the annotation of a GenBank genome assembly.
ACGAUCCAAGACGGAACUCUGAGCUGAGUUCUUCGUAUUUCUAGGAAUGAAAGGACGCGGAUCAAUGCUGCGUCACGUCAUCUGCAUGUAUGACGUUCGGUACCAUAGCCACGUAAUGGAAUGAUACCCCCUAAUCACCUGCCGGCACUGGAGUAGGGCAUAAAAGGAUCACUGUCUCCAUCCAGUCGCCAAGGUGAAACUUGCCUUACAGGCACUGUACUGAGCAACAGCAACUUCGUGAAAACGCUUCCAAAGAACGGGGACCAAUCAGCUCAGAGCCUAGCAUUGUCGCACACUCGUUCCAAAAUUAAAUAUACAUCAUUGUGGCGUAUCUGAGCUUAAGAGCUCGUCAUAGUCAAGAGGUUUUUGACGUAUUCGCAGUCUGUGACCUAUCAAUCAGUGGCACGUCGGAAAAGAACUACUGUAGGACUUGAACUCCAGCUACAGGGGCCUCGAAGUCCCACCGGUGAUAGGAACACGCUUGAGACGGGAAGGCAGACUACUGGACGUGUCUCUAUAGCGGAGGUCCUGCGACAUCUGUGAGUCAAAAUUGCAGCGACAGUCCUGACAGCGGUUACAGUUUCAGCGAAGAAACGUUGAUCUUAUUUCCCGGCUUCAGUAAUCAAUAGCUGUUAUGGGCACUGGACAGCAUUGAGCUGACAAAUUUCAGAACACUUUUGGGCAUCUUUCCGACAUGAAAAGUGCAGGUAGCGUCUACCCACUAAAGUCUCAUGUUGAGAACUUUGUGGGCGAUCCGAAGGUGAGUUAUCGGAGUGCGAAGGAUUAGGUGAGAGGAAGCGAAUUGUUGCGCUACAUCUACUUGCGUCUUUGGCAUUAUUCAUGAAUACAGAAUUGGUUGAUUCUCGAGCAAGCAAGUUGUGGAUUAUGUCUACGACGAUCAAGGCACGAGCUGAAGCAGUUUUUGUUCUUCCUUCAUAAAAUACUGCAUUAUGAAGCAAGUGGAGGGGACAUGUUUAUUUUGCUCCCCAUUGACAUGAAUACAAACAAGGCACGUUCAUCUUUCGGUAGAAAAGGAAGAACGUUUACUUAUCGUGAUCUUGAUUACGGAGGGAUUGCGAUCGAACCAAAAUGCCGUUAGGUCAUGUCCAAGAUGGCGAUCAGUCGCAUGAACAGUCACAGCCCGAGGAAUCGGAAAAAUGUGCUAUUUCCGUGAGAGCGAAAGUACCUGGAGAAUGGAGCAAUUCAUGUUUGUCCAGCAGGACAGUGCCCAUUCUUGCCAUUCUGAUUAUCUACACUAUGUUCCUUCAAUUUCAACCUUCGGAACCCUACUUGGUGCCCUACCUCACUCGAGUCAAGCUAAUAAGCAACGAGGAGGUGAACAUCGACAUAUUUCCAGUUGGAGUUUAUUCGACCCUUUUCUUCACUUUGUUAGCUGCUCCGGCGUGUCACUUCUUCUCUUAUCGGGCAGUAAUUAUAAUGGGUACAUUUGGCAAGUUAGCAACAUUCUCAAUUUUGUUCUCUGGGAAGUCAUUGUUCUCAAUGCAGAUUACGCAGAUUACUUACGGAUUGGGUGCAGCGGCAGACUUGGUUUUUUAUUCAUACAUUUUCCUGCUCGUUCCUGAAAAGGAUUACCAAAGCAUGACGAGUUACACACAAGCUUCGACGCUCGUUUCGUAUAUGAUGGCUGCUGAACUAGGUCAGGGGUUAGUUAAUCAUGGUGCAUCUUUAGUGACUCUCCUUGAGAUAACCAUAUUAUCCGUGGCCAUAGCAUGUAUCAUAUCGUUCUUCCUCCCAAAAGAGGAUUCUGAAGCUCAAGAAUGGGGACUUCUGAAAAUCAAUCGUCUGCAACGUCAGGGAAUUCUGGAAAAAAUCCAAGAGACAUGGCGAGGCAGAAAUUUGCGUUUGCUUUCAUUCUGGUGGAUAUUUGGGACCGCUGGUUUUGCAAUGAUUCCAAACUAUGGUACCAGUUUGUUCGACGACAUUGAUUCAUCGUCCAACACCAAUGGACAUGUACUUGCAGCUUCUCAGGGAGCUGGAUGUCUUGGUGCGCUAGCGGCGGCUCAGUUAUCUGAUAUAGCAGCCCGAGGGGGUGGACUUGUUUACAUCGGUGGUUCUUUCUCUAUUGGCUUGCUGUGCAUCAUCAUGGCUUGGAGCCAUAACCUUAUGGUGACCUAUCCAUUGUAUGUGGCUGCUGUCGGCAUCAACCAGCUGCUUUUGUGCCUCGUGUACGUUCAAGCAGCAAUAUCUUUGUCAAAUCAGCAGUUCAUCCUCCUUUUCAGCUUCAUUGCUGUAGCCAGUCUGCUUGUGCAAUCUGGAAUUCAAGGAGUAGUUGUCAUGUUGCAGCUCUCAAUUACCAAACAAUUCUAUGUCUUCGGAGGCUACUGUAUGGCUGUAGGAGUUGUUUUUGGGAUCUUGUGCUUCUGGAAUUAUAUGAAGACCGGUACAGUAAAGCUUGUUUCUACUGAUGAAGAAAGAGAAGUCCUCCUGGCAGAAUAAAGUCAGUGGCAUGCAUCUGUUGUAAUCAAAGUACUUCCAGUUAACAUCAGAUCACUGUAAGAUCAUUGUCCCAAUCUAUCUUACAGGUUGGAAGCUGACACAAUACUCGCUGUAAGAGAACCGAGUACGCACUCGAUUAUAAAAUAUAUUGCUAUGAACCUUGGCAUACGCAGGUGACCUAUGUCUUUCUGCUGAAGAAAUAUCUACAGGCAACAUAAAGCUGAAUUCUUACCAGAAUAAUUCGUAAUAUCGGAAAAUUGGCAUGCCUGAGCAUGGAGUAAUCGACGGGAAACAUGCCCUUCAGUACAUACUCGUUUCAGAUGUUCUUGUAUUGGAAUUUCUUGUAAAACAUUUGGUUAGUCCAAGUUUGUACUCUAAAGACGAUGAGCAGGUAGCUUUUAGACGAAACCAUGUAGUCUUGUCUUCUACAAUAUACAGCUGAUCUUGGAAGGUGGCAUAGAAAUAUCUUACCCGUUGUUAAGGUAUGGAGACUCCUCAUUGGUUAUCACAUAUAAAGAUGAA